UAGUGAACCGGUCGUCUGUCAGCUAGCUGCUAGCAGCAGCUGCCAAAAAGUGAGCUGGGCACAAGGCGAGAGGCGAAACUUGACCGACUUCGAGACUCGUUCUCCGGGAUGGUCUGACCUUUUGAGUUCGCCCAUGGGUUUGUUUACGUCAUGAUGUCGCACAUGCUGGCACCGAGGCAGCGGAGAACUGGCUAACAUCAGCUAAGUUAGCUAGUCGGCGAGACUCGCCGAGUGGGAAGAGUCGACUGAGAGACACGGGCCCGCCUCAGACUACAGCACCGGCGGCAGCUGCUGAGCGAGAAGUUCGACGAGGGCCCCUCCGCUGCCCGGACACUUAACAGGCGGAGAGGGCUGUUGGAGAGGCCGCGGGAGGAGAGCGGCGGCUGCCGGUGUGCUGUGACCGGAGACCGUGGGACGCUUCGGGGAAGUUCGCGGGGGGGGGGGGGUUUGGCCUCGGCGGUGACACUUUCCUCCCGACACGAGACAGAAGGAGGACGCGCGGUAUGGAAAUGAAUCGUGACGGUACGUGUCUGUGUCACGUCCCUCAGCUGUGACAUUAUUUCGCAAGACGAUCGGCCCGCAGCACUGAGUUUCACCCGGGAGGAGAACCGGACUCCGACGCGGACAGGCAACAUGUCGAAAAUGCCGAAGAAGAAAAGUUGCUUCCAGAUCACGAGUGUCACGCAGGCUCAGGUGGCGGCGAGCAGCAUCACCGACGACACGGAGAGCCUGGACGACCCGGACGAGUCCCGCACGGAGGACGUGUCGUCGGAAAUAUUCGACGUCUCUCGGACCGAGCUGGGGGUGUGCGACAGGAGCUCGUCCGACGAGACCCUGAACAACGUGGGGGAGUCUCAGGAGGGCCGGCCGCCCACCGCGGCUCCCGUCAACGGGGGACUCUCGUAUAAAAGUGUGGGCCCCGGUCGUGUCACCCCACGCACGUCAGGCGGCAGUGUGCCGAGCUCCGCCACACAUCCCCCGACGGGCUCCAGCACUGUCUCGCCCAGUGUGGCUCACACAGCCCCCCCUGUCAGCACCGGCUGUGGUUCCCGAUUCAGGGUCAUCAAACUCGACCAUGGUAUCGGAGAGCCCUUCAGACGGGGCAGGUGGACGUGCACUGAGUUCUACGACAAAGAUUCUGAUUCAAAUCGGACCGCGGAUGGCGUCAGGCCAGCUGUGACCCACAAUCACAGUAUAGACAGGGACAGCGGGCUGGGGACGGCCAGCAACUCGGUGGUUACUAGCGUCGCCUUUUCUGCACAGGCUUCGGAGAACCCCGCCGACGGUGGCUACUGCCUCGCUCAGCCCACAGAGCUCCAGCCGCAGGGCUACAGCGUGGCCCCUCAGAUCGGGAGUGGAGCGAGUGCCUUCCAGUCCACGGGGUACACGAAUACAGCAUCACAACAGGCUCAGUUUAAUAUGCAGCCUGUUGCUCCCCAAAACCUCCUCAGCCUCAAUGGUGCGCACCAAGGCGCCAUGCAGCAGAAGUCCCCCAGUAUGGCUCAGGCCACGCAACCACAGCACUUUGCCUAUUCUACUCAUCCCGCUGGCCUCUCAGCUGGCCAGCCGGACUAUCGUGAGCAGCACUUUGGCUCAAGCACUCAGAACCUUUCCCUGACGACUCUCCCCGCGGUGCCUCCAGCCAGCCAGGUAGCCUCGUCUCUCAUCGCCCCCGCUGGCCCAGGAGUCCAGGGGCUGAGCGGAGAGGCGGCCCCAGCCCCCGUGGCCUGCAUCCAUCCAGGAAGUGGCCAACAGCACCCUGUCAGCCAGACUCAGCCUUCAGCAGGGAUGGGCAAUGCCCCUGCACCUUCCCUCACGACCACCACCACCUCCCACAGCAGUGUUCAGAGCUCGCCUGCCACAGUGCCCAGUACCACCAACACCCCUCCAGGUGUGCCAAGUCAGGCGCCUGGCACAGGAGGACUUGCACAACCGCAGGGUGCCCAUGGAGGAGCCACGACAGGCCUUCCAUCAGGCUUCAUUAACAAGGCAGAAGAUGGUAGGCAGAAGUCUGAUGGCCCACCUCUGACCAGUGUCCGCUUGGUGCCAGGGAAAGAUGGUGUGAAGCCUUUCAUCAGUGACACCCUCGGCCUGCCCACCCCUGCUGUCAACAGUCUAUUCGGCAUCCAUAUUACCAUGGAUGUGGAUGACGACAGGAACCCAUCCACUGCUUUCUACCAGGCUUUCCGGCCUAGCAGGUUACGAGGGUCAAAGCCUGUCAAGGAUAGUGCAUCCGGUGCCAGCGUCGUCGCCAUCGACAACAAGAUUGAGCAGGCAAUGGACUUGGUGAAGAGCCACCUGAUGUACGCCGUUCGCGAGGAGGUGGAGGUGUUGAAAGAGCAGAUUAAGGAGCUGUACGAGAGGAACUCGGCGCUGGAGCGCGAGAAUGCCGUGCUGAAGUCGCUGGCCAACAACGAGCAGCUCACCCAGCUGUCCGGUCAGCUCAACCAGGGCGGCAGCACGUCGCCGCCGCUGCUGCAGCAGCAGCAACACCUGCUUGUCAACAACAACAACAACAACAGCAGCGCCUUAGUUCACCACGAGGGGAGUCCGAGCGUCCCCCAUCAGCCCAACAUCACCUCCGCGUGAUCCUACUUCCCUCCAGCACACGUGCUCAAACACACACACACCUCCCACGGACCGGAAGUGGAAGGUUCUGUUAGAAAAAGACAACUACUACCGCCCCGUUAGCUCCGUAAAGCAAAAAGGCUCCGCUCUGUGUUCAGUAUUUUCCCCUUUUGAGGAAAAACAAAUCUACAACUGCGUCAUCUGUGCUUGUCACCUAGAGCCAUGCUUCAACGUGUGCAAGCUGCCCGUCACCAGGCCGUCACUUUAUUAAGACAUUUAACACCAGUGAACAGUCUUACUCUGGCCCUGUGUUUGGCUGCAGGAAAGUGGGUGGGGAGCCAUUCCAUACCAUAAAACUGCAUGCUGUUCUAGUGCAGGAGUUGUGGGUGGGGGGUUAAAAAGGCACAGAGGGCGCUUGAUUUUGUCCGGGUAAAAGGUGAUGGGAGAGGACGAUGCUUCUGUGAAGAGGGCCAGCGUGGCAACGAGGGUCCUGUGAAACAUCCAGCAGGAACUGUCCUCCCAAGCAUCUCUACCCCACAUCACUCCAGGGCUGGAAGACGCCAGAGGUCCGAGGGAGACGUGUGGGGAGAGGAUUGGUCCUCCCCGAGCAGAGGAGGGCGCCAGGCGGCCCUUCGCCUCGAGCAGAGCCAGUCGAGAGCCCCAGCUUGUUAUAUGCUGCAACAAAAAGCUUAUGUUGUCUUCUCAGAGCCACCAUACUUUGACAUGAAUCGUAAUACUUUUUAAUUAGUACGGUUUUAGUAUUUGCAUUUAUUUAUUUCAGGGCUGCUAUUUUCAUUAUGUAAAUGAACAAGAUACUUAUUAAAGCAAAAAAAGAAACCUUUUGUCAUUGGUCUUUUGGUAUUUUAGAAUCAGUCAGGUAUUAAAUUUGGUAGUCUCAUGCAUCAAGUAGAUCUCAUUAAGUAGGCAAUAAGUUCCAUGAUAGACGUGUUUCUUCUCAUGACGUAGUGCUAACACUAAGGCCAAGCUUGCAUUAGGUGAAAUCCAGGUUGAAUGUAUAUUUUGUAUAGUGUAAAGUAUUAAGAGCGAGGAGGAGGGUUUGUACAGGAGAACACAACGAUGUUAAGAUAUGAAAUGUGUGAUGGGAUGUUUCGAUAAAGAUACAAAUAAUUUACCUUUUCUAGACUUUCUUUGUCAACACAAAAAAAAGAACACCAAUUAAUUUGUGGGAGUGGUUGGGGCGGAUGAAAAGCUGUGAAAAUUGUUCGACCUACUUUAUAACCAAAGACGCAAAGCUGUGUACGUUUUUUUUCUCCCUCUCCCCAUUUUUAAAUGCACAUUUUCUGUCUUUUCUUCCUACUCUCUCCAUCUCUAUAUUUUGUUGUUGUUUUUUUGUUUAUGUUCUGCAUGAUCUAUAAUCAGACCACUUUCUUACCUCAUGUUUUUAUCCAGCACUCUUUAUUUUUCUGUCAAGUCUGUGAAUGAUUGUCGGAGGGUUUAUGAAAGAGAAAGGGAACAAUUGGUGGAGAAGGUGGUUGAGGGUGAGAAUACUAUUUUUUUUUUUUUAAAGAUUGGAAAUGUGACGGAAGGGAGGGCCUGGUGCACAAAUUAUUAGCUAGAAAAGGAGCCAUCUUUUUCAUUUUCAUGUGUUGAAUUUCAUAUGCAGAGAAAAUGUUCUGUUGCAAAGCAAAUUUUAAUGUAUUUAAUGAAUGAAGCAUUAAGAUUUUUAUUGUAAUCUAACCAACACUUUGCUUACAAAGAGUCAAAUUUAACAAAACAAUUUCCACAACAAAACAAUGGAAACUAAUAAACAUUUUUCACACUUAAAGCUGGAACCCGAUUGUUGAUUGUGUAUGAGCAUAUUAUGGGAUGUCCUGUCUAUAUGUCCACGUCUUUGUGCCUCCUUUGCCGUCGUCUGCUGUUGCCAGACGAUCAGGUUUCUUUCUCUGUGGCUUAGAACCAAACCAAACUGCUUGGUAAUUGUACAAUCAGUCAUCUUUCUACUCGAUGGACUUUGAUUUCCUCCUUUUUUUUCUUUUGAAAAUGGGCUAAUUUCUUCUUUCUCUGAUUGAAUUUUUUUCUUUUAUUUUGAAGGAGAUGCCGCGUACAUGCCGUGUGUACUGUAUGAAAGUGAUCACUGAGCCUUGGAGAAAAUAUCUUAACAAUGCCCUUGUAAUGUGCUGUUCAGACGAUUUUAGUUUUAAGUCAGAAAUAAAUUACUGUUUUAUUAAGA
Messenger RNA from Scophthalmus maximus (turbot), 4759 nucleotides. RefSeq names its product TSC22 domain family 2 (gene tsc22d2). The transcript is spliced from 4 exons. Gene Ontology annotation, biological process: regulation of transcription by RNA polymerase II. The record is from RefSeq and is a predicted model, not a curated record. NCBI's taxonomy places the organism in Eukaryota, Metazoa, Chordata, Actinopteri, Pleuronectiformes, Scophthalmidae. The coding region runs from base 634 to 2589 and encodes 651 amino acids.